This is a messenger RNA of Gadus chalcogrammus (walleye pollock), 1052 nucleotides long. RefSeq lists its product as uncharacterized. The coding region runs from base 39 to 1052 and encodes 337 amino acids. NCBI's taxonomy places the organism in Eukaryota, Metazoa, Chordata, Actinopteri, Gadiformes, Gadidae. The record is from RefSeq and is a predicted model, not a curated record. The transcript is spliced from 3 exons.
CCCGAAAACUGGGUGUGAAACCUGGCAGAGUGAGUAAUAUGGUAUUUGUCUCAACCAAACCAAAGUCGAGACAGUACACAGCUGCUGAUGGUGUGAGGAGCAAGCGCUACAAAGCAGUGCGGGGGGACUUGCCAGACCCAGAUGUCCUGAAGGUCGACGAGGCAUACCAGGACUUCAUGGCAGACCUUGCACCAUUAAUCACCACGCUCUCCAUAAGUCCUGGUGUCCCCCUCGUCAAUUCCACUUUUGGGAGCGUUCAAGAUGGAAGCCCUAUUUCUUAUCAGCACCCUGUGCCAGUGAGUAGGGUCAUCAUCCACCACCCAGACGCACCCUCUCCACCCCCACUGCCGUUACAUGGUCACAGGCUGGACCCAAGCACAUGUUCCUUUGUGUGCACUCACCAACAACAAUGUAAUGCAAUGGCACUUACCAUCAAUUUCGACAUGGCAAGAUCCAUUGAGAGGGCCACAAGGGAACAGAGUGGUAGCGCAGAAUGGCACAGCCUGAGGAAGAUGAGGCUCACCUCCUCAAGGUUCGGGGAGGUGUGCCAUGUCAGAGGUCACAGCUCUGCUGAGAACCUUGCCGAACGUAUCCGCAAAGGUGGGGUUCAGACAGCUCUGAUGAAGAGGGGGCUUGCACUGGAGCCAGUAGCUAUUCAGGAGUAUGCCCACAUUAAAAACAUCAGCUACUGGCCAUCAGGAUUUGUCAUCCAUCCAGAUGCUCCCUGGCUCGGUUCUUCUCCAGAUGGGGUCGUUUUUGAUCCCACGGAGGCACCACCAUUUGGGCUGGUGGAGGUGAAGUGUCCUAACGUGAAGAGCUACGUGGACUGCGGGUACCUGCGCAUGCAGAAUGGCGCCCUCCGUCUGAAGCCAAGCCACAGCUACUACUGGCAGGUGCAAGGCCAGCUGCUUAUAACAGGGAUGCAGUGGUGUGAUUUUGUGGUUUUUGCAGAGGAUGAUGUUCUUGUGCAAAGAAUUUAUAAGGAUGCUGAGGUUGCCAGGGUCAUAAGGGAGAGGGGGGAUUAUUUAUUUUUCUAUCAUUUCUUAAUCUGA